GAGGGUUUGCAGCUACCGGUAUAAGUACCCCUGCGUUCAGGUUCCGCCUCCAACUACCGCAUCGAAGUGUACACUUCUGCGCGUGCAAUCCCAGAGCUCGUGUGGCAAACCUUCCGUUCCAAUCCGGGGACCUCCAACAUCAUGUUCCCCCAUGCCGAAAAGUGUCGUGAGAUCGAGGCGAGGGUUCACUCGCUGACUCCGGGGCAGUUCUGGAUCGUCUGCAUGACGAACCAAGGAGGUGGACAUAUAUUUGUUGACUUCGUGCUAAGCUGCACCGAGGGACCCCUAGGGUCCUACCCGAUAUUCAUCUUCACAACCAUUCCUCAUGGUCGACUUACGUCCGAUCCUGCGGCUAGUCGGAUUUCUUCUCUAGCGUAUCAUCUCUCUCUAUCGGUUCCCACCAGACGCGUGUUUUCUGUCUUCGCCCCAGAGCCGGUCGCCCAGAUCUUUGCAUCCAUUUGGACCGAGCAUAAUGGAAUUCCGCUCGACCCUAUCCAAGCUGAGUAUUAUGCUGCGAAGUUAAUGUUCUGUGAUCGUGGCACUUUACGCGAAGGAGUCACGUCUCCAGAACUGAGACGUGCAGUCGUCGGAGACAUCCCCAAGGCUGCUCAGCUUUGCUAUGAGUUCGCAGCGAAAUCGACGCCAUUCGUUCUUUCGCGCGAUAAAGCUCAUCAGGAGGCCACCAUCUUGGUUCAGAACGGACAGCUUUGGGUGCACGAAAUCACCAUACCAGGAGAAGGGACAGAUAUAGCCUCCAUCGUAGCAGUUACACGUACUAGUGAAACGGUUGCCGCCAUCACCAAGGUCUAUACCAAUCCGACCUGGAGGUCGCGCGGAUGUGCCGAACGUCUGACCCGCCGAGUCUGCGCCCAGUUGCUGGAGACGAAGCUUUAUGUCGUUCUAUAUGUUGCUCACGACAACCCGGCCGCAGCUAGAGUGUAUGAGAAAGUCGGAUUCGUCAAAUUUGACGAGCCGGGAUCCGAUGUUCCCGGGGCCGAACGUUGGUUAGAACUCGGAUUCGACAGAAGGAGGGUAGAUCUAGGGCACUGGUAGGGAUUUUCUAAACAGCAAACCGCUCAAGAUCGUUUUGACAGAUUAACUCUAACAUCACUAUAUCACCCUUCCUUGUACAUCAUGUCCGGCGGAUUGUUCCACCCCCUUUCCAUUCACUCAGCAUUUGCAGGUUAUGAUGAGACAGCCCGUAUGUGUCUGCAAAGAUCGUUACGGUUAUAGAGUCUACCACUAGAGUAGCUAGCUUAUCGGUAGUGCUAAUCGGUACGAACAGGUUAGCAUCCAAUGAAAUUUAUGUUAUUUCACAA
Messenger RNA from Somion occarium, 1319 nucleotides. NCBI's taxonomy places the organism in Eukaryota, Fungi, Basidiomycota, Agaricomycetes, Polyporales, Cerrenaceae. The record is from the annotation of a GenBank genome assembly.